Molecule: messenger RNA, 495 nt
Organism: Nerophis lumbriciformis (worm pipefish)
Lineage: Eukaryota; Metazoa; Chordata; Actinopteri; Syngnathiformes; Syngnathidae
Source: RefSeq, a predicted model, not a curated record
GGCGUGAAAGUGACGGAUGAAGUGAUCGCAGUGUUCAAUGACAUGAAGGUGCGCAAAGCGCAGGCCAAUGAGGAGGAAAAGCGCCGGAGGAAGAAGGCCAUCCUUUUCUGCCUUAGCAAGGACCUGAAGAAUAUCGUGCUGGAUGACGGGAAGGAGAUCCUGCUGGGUGAUCUGGGCGAAACCGUUCACGACCCCUACCAGCACUUUGUCAAGAUGCUGCCCGCCGACGAUUGCCGCUACGCCCUCUACGACGCCACAUACGAGACCAAAGAGACCAAGAAGGAAGACCUGGUCUUCAUCUUCUGGGCUCCCGAUAGCGCCCCCCUCAAGAGCAAGAUGAUCUACGCCAGCUCAAAAGAUGCCAUCAAAAGAAAGUUCGAAGGUAUCAAGCACGAGUGGCAGGUGAACGGCUUGGAAGACCUCAAGGACCGGCACACCUUGGCAGAAAAACUGGGCGGGAGUUCAGUUAUCAGCCUGGAGGGAUCCCCUAUAUAA